Cylindrotheca closterium is the source of this 780-nucleotide messenger RNA. The record is from the annotation of a GenBank genome assembly. Lineage: Eukaryota; Bacillariophyta; Bacillariophyceae; Bacillariales; Bacillariaceae.
AUGGGCAAAAAAGGAAAGAAGAGCAAGAGGAAGGGACGCGGCUCUGUUGACGAUAAGGUGCUCGACAAGUCCAGCAGGAGAUCUCUUGCACAAUGGGAAAUUGGACAAAGAGUUAUCAUAAGUGGAUUGAAACAAGCAACUCGAUUCAAUGGAAAUACUGGAACCAUCAUUUCGGUGCCAACGAACUCGGGUUCCCGCUACGGCGUUUCUGUUGAUGGACAUAAGAUUGCAGUUCUUCCAUCCAAUCUGGAAUCCUCUACACCCGAUCAGGAAAUCUGUUAUGGCCUUGAAGAACAAUUGCGUGAAGAGAACGAAAAAACUAGUAUGGAUGCUGAUUCUAUGGCCGCAAUGCGGAUGAUGAUGAACAUGUUCAUGACAGAAGAGCACCAAAUGAAGAUUUAUGGCCGAAAAAUCAAACCAUUGCCAGACUUUCUCGGUGAACUACGGGAUGAUGGCGGUGGAUUGCCCAACGCUGUGAACUCCUACUGGGCCGAUACAUAUCUCCGCACUGCCUUCGAACAGGAUAGUAAUAUGCCGCACGUAUUUGAAUUGGGUUUGAAAUCUCCAGAUUACGAGCCAGAGCCUACCGAUAUUUUGAAGCGCCUGGGAACAAAUCGUCCAGACAAGAUCCGUUGGCUUCUUGGGCCAAGAAGGAUCGGUGACAUCUUUCCACAUGAAGCGUAUCCUUACACUUCACACAUUCGCCACAGCUACAGCAACCAGGCAUACCGGAAAGAAGUGCUUCAUCUUGGUACAAUCAUGUCGCCGUGGGCUUUGUAG